GCCCUUUGCUACACGACCCUCUCUGGAACAAUGGUUCAGUCCACCUCGGGAGGAAAUGCCUCGCCAACCGACCAAUUGGAAUCUUGCCUCGCCAACCGACCAAUCGGAAGAGUCCUGGGAGAAAAUUCAAAUACUGAAGCUCAAUUUUAAAAGAUAAGUCCUAAGAAGCGAGGCAAGAUGGCGGAAGAAGGCGGCGUUACCGUUUGCGUGAGAGUGCGGCCACUUAUUGCAAGAGAAAAUGAAGACCUUGAUGAAAAAGGACAGGUUUCAUGGAAAAGUGAAGGCUGCACUGUAUCACAAAUAGAUGGAACCAGGUCAUUUGUCUUUGAUCGUGUGUUCCACUCUAACAACAGUACAAAGGAAGUCUACCAAGGUGUGACUGCUCCUAUUAUCAAGUCAGCAGUUCAAGGAUAUAAUGGGACUAUUUUUGCUUACGGUCAGACAGCUUCAGGCAAAACGCACACAAUAUUGGGUACGAAAGAUAAUCCAGGUAUCUUACCCAUGGCCAUUAAUGAUGUCUUCAAUACAAUCUGCAGUAUUCCAGAUAGGGAAUUCCUGCUCCGUAUAUCAUACAUGGAAAUUCAUAAUGAAACUAUACAAGACUUGCUAUGCAGUAACAUUAGGAAAAAGAAGUCAUUGGUGGUUCGUGAAGACAUCAAUAGGACCAUCUAUGUUGAAGAUCUGAAUGAAGAAGUAGUGGUUUCUCCCGAAGAGGUUAUGGGCUGGCUGAAGAAAGGAGAAAAAAACAGGCACUACGGAGAAACAAAAAUGAAUGAAAAAAGCAGCCGUUCUCAUACAAUUUUUAGAAUGAUCAUUGAAAGUAAAGAAAAGCAUACUUCUGGCUCAAGCUAUGAAGGAGCUGUAAUGGUUUCUCAUUUGAACUUUGUAGAUCUGGGAGGAAGUGAAAGAGCCAGCCAAACAGGAGCUGAAGGGAUUCGACUUAAAGAAGGGUGUAAUAUUAACCGGAGCCUCUUCAUCUUGGGCCAAGUUAUCAAGAAACUUUGUGAUGAUCAAUCUGGAGGCUUUAUCAACUACAGGGACAGUAAGCUAACAAGAAUUCUCCAGAACUCCUUGGGUGGAAAUGCCAAGACUGUUAUCAUAUGUACAAUUACACCAGUAUCUUUGGAAGAAACUCUUAGCACGCUCCAGGUUUCCUCUCAUUCUCAUGCCAAAGAUCAGUUAGCGCAACUCUUGGAAGAGAAGAAUUCUGUUCAGAAAGAGCAACAAGACAGGAUAAGAGCACUCACAGAGAUGUUGGUGACUUCAUCCUCUUUUUUGCGAGAACGGGAGCUAAAGGCUAAAAAGAAGAGGCGUGUGACCUGGGCCCCUGGACCUGUAAGCCAAGAUGGGGGAAGUCCUUUCUUAGAAGACUUUCCUGGAAGAGCUAAACGCUUUAAAGGUUCUCUAUCUUGUGUCACAGAGAUGGAAGAAUCUGUCUCCUCGGAAUUCUCAGAAUAUGAUGAUCAGUGCAUGACAGCCAGUGUUAUAAUGCCUGAGGAAGAAUGGAUCCCAGGAUCCGAAAUAAACUUUACUCCUAAAGACUUUGCCGAGUCGGUUCAGCUUUGCCAAAGCCUCUUGGAAGAAAGGGAUAAUGCCGUCACUGAACAGCAAACCAUAAAAUCAAAAUUUGAUAGUGUGUGCUUGGAGAAAGAACAGCUGACCUAUGAACUCUCAGAGCUGCGUGAGAAAAUCUCAACCAAUGAGUUUAUGGCCCUUGAGAAAGUGGUUUCUAAAGAGCAGGAGAUGCAACUAAUACAUGAAAUUACCAACUUAAAGGCUAUAAUUUCAAAUGCAGAAAUAUACAAUCAAGACCUUCAGCAAGAAAUAAACUCAAAAGACAUGCAGUGCAAGGAACAAGAGGAAAGAAUCGCAGCAUUGGAAGAGCACAAUAAGAAACUUAAAAGCCUUGUAGAAGAGUUUAAAAAAGACAAAAAUGAAACAACCAUUUUAGUACAAACGCCAAGGAAAAACCGGGAUGAAGUGCAAGAAUUAAAGCAGUCUCUCAGAGAUGCUGAAGAAGUUGCCCUGGAUGCCAGGAAAGAAUCUGCAUUCCUCCGAAGUGAAAAUCUAACACUGAAAGAAAAAAUGAACCAGCUGUCAGAGACUUACAAUCAAAUGGAAAAAGAUCUUGAGAAGUAUAAGACCCAAUUAGAAGCUGGAAAAGUCACCUAUAAAAAAAUGCAGUCUGAUCUCCAGAAAGAACUACAAUACUACUUUCAAGAAAAUGCAAAGCUGACAUCUCUGGUGGAAGUUAACAAUUCAAAAGACUUGUUACCAUAUAUGGAGUUGGAAGGGAAAAUGGAAGAUUUAAAAAAUGAGCUGAAUAAAGCUUUGGAAGAGAACGUGAGUUUAAAGGAAAAGUUGACUGAUUUAUCAGACGCAAACUCUGGAGCAGAUCUUGAAAUCUUACACAAAGAGAUUGCUGAAAAAAAUGAAACAAUUGCUCUGCUGAUGUCAGAAAAAGAAAUGCUGCUGUCUCAAGUUUCUGAAAAAGAGAGAAUGGUUCAUGAAGCAACUCAAGCACUGGCAUCCAAAAUGGAUUUAGUAAAUGAUGAAAUGAUAAGAGGAAACACUGUAGCUUUUGAAGAACCCAGACAGUCGUGUGAUAGAUUGGAGCAGAAAUCCUUGGUUGUGGCUGAAGAAGAGAAAUCUAUGAAAACACAAAUAGAUCCCUCUUCCAAUGGAAGUCUCAAUACGUCCAUCAGUUAUAAUACCCAAGAACUAUCUAGCAAAAUUGAAGAAUUACAGGAGAAGGAUUUGGAACAAGAGGAGCUACUCACACUUAAAGAACAAUUGGAUGAAGCUCAUCAAAAGCUGAGUGAAAUGGAAGAGCUCAAAGAUCAGUUGAAGGUUUGGGAGUCUAAAAUGGAAGCCGAGGAGGAACAAAAGUCAGACAUCAUAGAAAGACUUCAGGAAAAUCAAGAAAAAAUAAGAAUUCUGACCCAAGAAACAAGUGACUUCAAACAAAAACACGAAGCCCUUGAGAAGGAGAGAGAUCAGCUCAAAGAAGAUAUACAAGAUACCAUCUCGAUGAAUAUUGAAGCCCAGGAGGGGUUUAGGAAUGCCCAGAAUUCUUUGAAACAGUGUCAGGAGCGCAUUAAAGAACUUGAAGAAACUAUUGCAGAGAAAGACAAACAGAUUUCAAGAGUUCAGGAAACUUUAGAGUUCACAAUUGCUGAUCAAAAACAGCAGCAACAAACGAAGUCCUUUGACCCUCAGCAAUUGCUCCAGACGAAUCAGAAUGCAGAAAAUUUUGAUGACGCAGAGCAGCUAAAAAUUAGUCUUGAGUCUCAAGUGGAAGUCCUGCAGAAGGAGAAUGUCGAGCUGGUUCAGAAGCUUCACAGCACUGAAGAAGACAUCAAAUACGUCAGUCAAGAAAAAGAGCAUCUGAAAACAGAAAUAGAGAUUCUUCAGGCUGAGAAGGAUACCGUGACUCAAACUGUCCACCAUCUAGGUGAGACUCUAGAGAAGUUGGUUCCAACGAACUUGGAGCUGCAGGAACAAUUGAGGGAGGCUAAUAAUUCUCUCAGAGAACAUAAGGAAAUGAUAGAAGAACUGAAAGGGAAAACCAUAGCCAUAGAUUCUCAGACUUCAAAAAUUGACGAGGAAUUGAGACAAAAGGCUGAGGAUACUCAAUUAGAACUGGAGAAAUUGUUAGCAUAUGUCAAAUUGCAAGAAGAUGAGGUUAAUACACAGAAGAAUUUAGUUCUUGAGAAACAACAGGUGUUUCAGAAACUUGAAGAGGAAUUUAAAGAAGAAACAAAAAAACUAAAAGAAAAGAUCCAACACCUAGAAAACAAUUCCCUCGAGCUGCAGCAACUGCUCUGCCUGAACGAAGAGGAGAGUCAGCAGAAUGUAGAGAACAUGAAGGAUGCAAAACAGCUUGACAGUAUCUCUGAGUCCCAAAUGGAGGCCUUGCAGAGGGAAAAAACUGAGCUGGUUCAGAAGCUUCAGAGCACUGAAGAAAACGUCAACUACAUCAGCCAAGAAAAAGAGCAUCUGAGAACAGAAAUGAAGGUUCUUCAAACCGAGAAGGAUAACAUGAGUCAAACUGUCUAUCGUCUGAGUGAGACUAUAGAGAGGCUUGUUCCAGUGAAUUUGGAACUACAGCAAGAACUGAGGGAGGCUAAUAAUUCUCUCAGAGAACACAAGGAAAUGGUAAAAGAACUAAAAGAAAAAAUCAUAACUACAGAUUUUGAGACUAUGAAGAUUCAUGAGGAGCUGAAGAAAAAGAGUGAGCAUUGUCAACUUGAACUGGAGAAAUUGUUGAUGCAUGUAAAAUCACAAGAAGAUGAGGUAAAUACCCAGAAGAAUUUGGUUCUUGAGAAACAACAGAUGUUUCAGAAAUUUGAAGAGGAGAUUAAAGAAGAAACUAAGCACCUGAAAGAAGAAAUAAUAAAAUCAAAUGAAGAGGUAAGCGGCCUUACUGAGGAAAAGAAACAAUUGACAGCCGAAUUGAAAGAGCAGGAGAAAUGUGUCCAACAGCUACUGAAAGAGAAGGCCUUGCUUCGAAAAGAGAGAGAUGACCUUCAGCAGGUUAUGCAGAACAAUGAAGCAGAAACACAAAGGCAACUUCAGGAGACCUUAUCUGAAAACGCUGCAAAGAUAAUAAAAUUAAAUGAAGAGGCAAACAGCCUUACUGAGGAAAAGAAACAAUUGACAGCCGACUUGAGAGAGCAGGAGAAAUGUGUCCAACAGCUACUGAAAGAGAAGGCCUUGCUUCAAAAAGAGAGAGAUGACCUUCAGCAGGUUGUGCGGAACAUUGGAGAAGAAACACAAAGCCAACUUCGGGAGACCUUAUCUGAAAAUGCUGCGAAGAUAAUAAAAUUAAAUGAAGAGGCAAACAGCCUUACUGAGGAAAAGAAACAAUUGACAGCAGACUUGAGAGAGCAGGAGAAAUGUGUUCAACAGCUACUGAAAGAGAAGGCCUUGCUUCAAAAAGAGAGAGAUGACCUUCAGCAGGUUGUGCGGAACAUUGGAGAAGAAACACAAAGCCAACUUCGGGAGACCUUAUCUGAAAACGCUGCGAAGAUAAUAAAAUUAAAUGAAGAGGCAAACAGCCUUACUGAGGAAAAGAAACAAUUGACAGCAGACUUGAGAGAGCAGGAGAAAUGUGUUCAACAGCUACUGAAAGAGAAGGCCUUGCUUCAAAAAGAGAGAGAUGACCUUCAGCAGGUUGUGCGGAACAUUGGAGAAGAAACACAAAGCCAACUUCGGGAGACCUUAUCAGAAAACGCUGCGAAGGAUUCUGAAAUGAAUGUCAAACGGAAGAUGCAAGACUACUUUGAAAUCUUGGAAGCAAAAAUAUUCAGAAUAAUGGAGGCUCUGAAGAAAUUUCCAGAGCUGGAAAAAAGAUCUGAAUAUUUCAUAAACGUCUCUCUUCAGAUCAAGAAUCAGUUUGAUAGCAAGAAAGCUCUAAUUGCCAAGUGGCUUCCUGGCAUUUCUCCCCAGGAAGCCAAUAACAUCAAAAUGCUUCAAAUAGAAACUGAGCGUAUGAGCAACAGCCUCUAUAGCUUGUUGAACACACUCCAGUACUUUUUUACCUGCUUGUGCAACAAAAGAAAGGAAUACUACACAAAUGUCAGCAAGUACACAAGGGAGCUGCUUGAUGAGCGAAGAAAUCAACAUGCACUGCUAAUGCAAAUUCAGCAACUCGGGAAGCCUCACGUGGAACAGCAGGGAGCUGGAUCGCAACAGUCUGGUGUCUCGGAACUGAUACAGAGCUUGGAUGGUCUCACAGAGCAAAUUUCAAAAGAAGUUUCUGAAAUGGAAGAAGAACUCGGUAGCACAGAGGUUACGUUACAAGAGUUGGAACGUGAGAACGUAAAGAUGGAACAGUAUUUGGAACGGUGCUCAGAUUAUUUUGAAUUGCAAGGCUUUAAGGCAACAAUAAAGCAAAAUAUUGAAAAGUUUCGGUCCAUUAAUCAAUUACUACAGCCCAAAGCUCAGCCCUAUUUUCAAGCUAGAUCGGCGCUGGAAGCCAUAAACGCCAAAUACUGCAGCGAGAUUGAUGCUACUCUGAAAGCAUGUAAAGAAGAAACAAAGGAACUGAUUCUACAGUUAGAUAAGUUAAAGAAAGAGCAAAAAUCCUGUGCUGUUCCUAAGAUGGUACUAGAAGAAGAAAACUGUAAGAUAAAGUAUAAACUGAAAGCAACAGAACAAGAUACAAAGAAUCUACAGUUGAAAAUACAAGAACUAGAAAGCAUAAUAAAUGAAAGAAGUAAAAAUCUCCAAGAAAAAGAGAAAACAAUAGCCACACUACAAAUGAAACUUAAAGUCAGAGGUUCCAGGAGUGAAGUCAUCAAGCUUCAAGCUGCAUUAGAGGAAAAAGAAAAUUUCUUAAGAAAUGCAUUAAGUGAGAAAGAAAUACUCAAGGCCCAGGUGGAUAAAGGUUUUGGAUUAUAUAAGGAAGAAAUUGUAGACCUGAACACUAAGCUUACUAAAGCUGAAAUGGCAAGAAUGAAGCAAUCCAAAUUGUUUGAUCAACAAAUGGCAAAUGCCAAAGCUCUGGCAGAACAAAAGGAAAAACAGUUAAGAAAGUUGAAGGAAGAACUUCGUAAAGCGCAACAAGAACAGGAUGUGACGGUGAUGUCAAAUAAAGACUUUCCUCAGCCAUGUCUACCAAUUACUUGCGGUGGUGGUAGUGGAAUCGUACAGAAUACCCAUAUACUAGUGUUAAAAUCCGAGCAUGCAAAACUGGAAAAGGAACACGCUCAACUCAAGAAAGAACAUGAGCUGCUGUUGUCAAACAACCUUUUAUUGAAAGAAGAACUCAAGAAAUGGAGGGAGCGAGCUGUGAAGAAGAGGGAGCAUGCCUUGGGAGACACAGCUGAGGAGUGGAAAGUCAAGUCUCCAAAGAAAGCGCCCUCCUCAUCUCUUUCAGCAUUGCCAGCCUCUCCCUGCAAGGACCGCUCCAUGCAGCCCAUUUUGCCUUUGGACACACCGCAGUUGAUGCCGUCGAACAGCCAAUCAAAUUUCUUUGAUAACUCAUGCUUAGGUAUUACUGCAAACACAAGAUUUGGCAGAACAGAAGCCGAAGAAAACAACAUUAAGAACUGGCUUUCAUCAGAAGAUGGAGAUGUUUCUAAUUGCAAGACUCAGUGACAGAUUCUUUCAUAGAUGCUGGGCAAGACUGACAGAUGCGACUUCAUUUUUCCUCUUCUGUCAAGAUGAAACUGAUGGUCUUUGAACAUACAUUCCCUCAUACCCAUAUGUAUUUCUUGCUCUUGUUUGGUAUAACUCCAUUAGAAAAUUUGUUUUGUAUUUUUAAAUGUAUAGUGUUAUUUUUGUAAUUUUAAAUGUAUAAAUAAAAUACCUUUACAUAAAUUUUUCUAUUUUCUAUUUUAGCAGUGUAACUUUCAGUUUGUUGAUUAUAAGUGGGUUUUGUUUAUUUGCUUUUGUAAAAUAAAGUCUAUCAAUUUAAUACUUUCUAUUUGACCCCUAGAAUUCUCACCAAAACCAAAUUAGAUCUCAUUUUAAUUACUUUCUAUUUGGCCCCUAGAAUUCUCCCAGAAUCCAAAUAAGGUCAAUGUUAUUAGAUCUCCACAGUUGGUAACAUCUCUCAGAUAAAAACAUGUCUAUAUAUACAAAGAUAUACAGCAUAUGCAUUGAUAUGCCUCCACAAAAUGAAAAUUGCCUAAUCAUGACUAUAGCUGAAAGAAUCUUGAUAAAAUAUGAACAAUAGACUCAAGAUCCUAAGCAGACAUUUCACUGGAUAGAUAAGUUAGGAGUAUGGAGUCCUUAGUGGUCUCUGAGUUUGGUUUUUUUCUUGCGGAUGUUUCAUUACUCAACUAGGUAACCCCUUUAGUAGUAAAAUGGGGUUUGCUCUCUGUUUAUAUACAGUGUUAUGCCCUGUCAGUGUUGAUGAGUGUUGUUUUCUAGGUAGUUUCUUGUUUGGGGGUUGUUUACUGCUUGACUGUUUGUUGGUCUAUUAUUAAUCCUGGUGAUUCUUGCUUAUCUGGGUUUUGAUUGCUGAUUCACUUAACCAUAGCAAAAAAGGUCAUUAAAUUGAACAUGAUUCAUUUAACAACUGCCUUGCUUUAGCAAAAUUUUGCACCUAAUUGAGGUCAUAAGUCGAGAACUGCCUGUAGUAUGUCAGAGUACUGUUAGAAUGUUUAGAAAGAAUAUUCUAUUUUACACCAGGGGUGUCAAACUCAAGGCCCGUGGGCCGGAUUUGGCCCGCAAUGUGGUCAGACCCAGCCCACACGGCCAUCCUUGUCUACCAAGUGCGAAGAAGAAAAAUGAGGCCAGUCUACCGAAUGCAAAGAGGAAACAUGGCAAGAGUUUGGGGAGUGGCGUCAAGCUAGCCACGCCCACCUAGUUGGUCACACCACCCAGUCGGCCACAGUCCUGAUGCUGGCUUCAAUGAAAUUGAGUUUGACACCCCUGAUUUACACUCUUAUUAAGGCUCAGAAACAAUGCCUCACUUUGUUUUCUUUAAAAUUUGUUGGCCUUAUCACUCUUCACAGCUCUUGAAAGUAGCUUACCCAAGGAAACUAGAUAAACUGUGCAUAGCUUUUCAUUAGAUAAAUAUAUUCUCAGAAAAUUUAAUGAGGCUUUGCAUGGGAGGAAGGAAGUUUCUUAUAUAGGAUGGUGUGAGAAUGAAAUUGGAUGAAUGAUAUUGUGAGAUUGUAAAGGACGGGCUGAUUGUAAUGUAUAUAACCUGU
This is a messenger RNA of Ahaetulla prasina, 8666 nucleotides long. RefSeq names its product centromere protein E (gene CENPE). The coding region runs from base 178 to 7104 and encodes 2308 amino acids. Lineage: Eukaryota; Metazoa; Chordata; Lepidosauria; Squamata; Colubridae. Gene Ontology annotation, molecular function: ATP binding; plus-end-directed microtubule motor activity; microtubule binding. The transcript has 45 exons. Gene Ontology annotation, biological process: microtubule-based movement; mitotic cell cycle. The record is from RefSeq and is a predicted model, not a curated record. Gene Ontology annotation, cellular component: microtubule.